CUGUAAUGUCCGUGUAACGGAGAUGCUCCCCAGUCAAUCCACUGGAGGGGGUGCCAUAGUAAAGAUCUGAUACGAGACGGUAUCCAGAUUACUGACUCCCCUGUGCCGUGGCUCUUCCCCUUUUCAGCCGUUGAUGGGCGGGAGGGACUCGGACGGCGUUCGCCUUUCGCUACCUUGUCUGGGCGAUGAUCGAGCAGGUUGACGUCCGCAGGUGUACCUGGUCUUCUCCGUGGCUCUCUGGAAGACUCAUUUUUGAACCCCUUCUUUCCCCGAUCUUUGUUUUGCUCCUCCCCCUCUCUCGUUCCCUUGAUACUUUACCUCGCUGGAAUCCCUCCCGCUCUCUUGUGCCUCUCCGCAGCUGCCCGCCUGGAAGCGGUGAAAUUGUUUGGCCUCUUCCGAGGGUGAAACUAGCCAACCACAGCGCGCGAUCACGACAUUUCUCCAUUCUAUCAGAUCAUCCGCUAGCCUUGCCCGGGCAUGAGACGAUCACCACAACUGCGCAGUCCUUGGUGCUUAUUCCCCGGCUUGACGCUCUGUUUUCUCAUCUUUUCGUCCUGGUGAUACAUGGUCCGGUUGCUGGUCCUUUCCUUUCUGCAAUCAACCUGAACUAUCCCCCCCUCUCUUAAUCUGGCCACACUUGGUCUCGAUCCACACCUCGAGUCACUAGACAGUGGCCCUGCCCUUCCCCCCCGGUCGUCCAUUGUCCAUUGCUCGUGCUUCUGCGUACGUGGCUAGCCCGUCCCGGGCCAUGCCAUAGUGAUGAAGUGAAUGCAGAACAGAUAUCUUUGCUACAAGUCACCCAAUCUGCACCCUGCGAAAUUCCUCCCAAUCUGUAUUAUUCCCGAACUUGCCUCCCCCCCUCCUU
Messenger RNA from Aspergillus ibericus CBS 121593, 865 nucleotides. RefSeq lists its product as uncharacterized. The coding region runs from base 186 to 626 and encodes 146 amino acids. The transcript has a single exon. Lineage: Eukaryota; Fungi; Ascomycota; Eurotiomycetes; Eurotiales; Aspergillaceae. The record is from RefSeq and is a predicted model, not a curated record.